Molecule: messenger RNA, 1638 nt
Organism: Gongylonema pulchrum
Lineage: Eukaryota; Metazoa; Nematoda; Chromadorea; Rhabditida; Gongylonematidae
Source: the annotation of a GenBank genome assembly
AUGGCCGACGUGAUCAUCCCGGAGAAGUACACACGCGAUUACAACACCGAUCACAGUGGACGCAGCACGCCGGUUCCUGUAACAACAAAAUUCAGCUAUGGCACAGCUGGCUUUCGAGCGAAUGCAACUCAGCUGCCGUUUGUCGUAUUCCGUGUCGGAUAUUUGGCUGCUAUCCGUUCAAAGUAUUUGAAUAAAGCUCUGGGUAUUAUGGUGACAGCAUCACACAAUCCGGUGGAAGACAACGGUGUGAAAAUUAUCGAUCCGUCCGGUGAGAUGUUGGACAGUAGCUGGGAGGAAUAUGCAGAUUCGAUUGUCAAUGCGAGUGAUGAAGAAUUUGUUGAGAAGAUGCGUGAGUUUCGUCAACGGUAUGGUGCACGUGGUGGCCGAAAUGCUUGUAUUCUUACAGCGAUCGAUACACGACCGAGUUCGGGACAUCUGGAAGAUGCAGCCUGCCGUGGAGCGCAAUGUGCCAAUGUUAAUGUACAAAGACUAGGUAUACUGACAACACCACAGUUGCACUACAUUGUCCGGUGUCAAAAUGAUCCACUAUAUGGUGCUGCUACAGAGAAGGGAUAUUAUGAGCGAGUGCGGAAUUCCAUGGAUGGCUUAAAUUUUAGCACUCGUUCCGGGAAUGCGUAUACGCCAAUACUGUAUUUGGAUUGUGCAAACGGCGUUGGUGCUCAGCAGUUCCGGAAAUUGCACUUCGAUCAAUCAUCUCUGCAUGUGAUUCUUGUAAAUGACCAAUUAGCCUCCCUUAAUGACCACUGUGGUGCAGAUUAUGUGAAAAUAGAGAAGAAGUUCCCGCGUAAUUUUGAGAAAAUCGAAGCACUCCAGCGCUGUGCAUCGUUCGAUGGCGAUGCUGAUCGUCUAAUCUACUUUUAUCGCGAUUGCUCAGACCAGCUUGUACUCGUUGACGGCGACAAAAUAGCGGCGCUUUUCGCGAAAUUUCUCACAGAGCAGAUAAAGGGAGCGGCGCUUGGUGAUAUAUUUUCGCUAUCAGUUAUACAGACAGCUUACGCAAACGGGAAUUCUACGAAAUUUUUGCAAGAGGAACUGGGAAUCCGUGCAUGUUGUGUUGCAACAGGAAUCAAAAAUUUGCAAAGAGAAGCGAUGAAAUAUGAUAUUGGGGUAUAUUUUGAAGCGAAUGGUCAUGGAACUGUAUAUUUUAGCCAACGCUUCUACGAUAUUAUGAAGUCACGCUUGCCGACAAUUGUUACGCAUAAGGAUGAUAUGGGUAAAAAAAUCCAAGUGAGGAGGUUGCUGUGUUUCUCAAAAUUGCUGAAUACAGUGAUUGGUGAUGCGAUGACCGACCUGCUAGCUGUCGAGAUGCUUCUCAAGUAUUAUGAUUGGACUGUGGAACGCUGGAAUAAUAUGUAUAAUGACCUGCCAAGCGUUCAGAAAAAGAUCAAGAUUGAUGAUCGAACGAUGUUUGAAGUGAGCGCCAACGAGAGGACAUGCAUUGAGCCGUCAGGACUGCAGGAAAAAAUUGAUAAUAUCGUUGCGAACCCUUCGGGUACCGAAAAUGUGUUGCGUAUUUAUGCGGAAGCUGCAACUGACGAGGAUGUGCAAGCACUUGCCGGUGAAGUGGAGAAAGCUGUGCAGGAGGUGCUGGCGGUGGACGGGAAAAAUGCUCGCUGA